AUGGGGAACUUCGAUCCUGGAAAGUUUGUAGGAAAAUGGUGGUUGAUACGAGUGACAGAACGCGUUUUCAAUAACGACGAGGACUGCGCGCAUUUUGUAGUCACGAAGAAACAAGACAAUAUCUACCACGUUGUAUCCCAGUUCCAUAAGACGAAAAGCGACACGAUCCGCGAGCUGAAAUUUGACGUCGUGGACGAGAGGGAAGAACCCGCGGUCUACGAUCUACUCAUAAAUGGCAAGAAGUUUGUAGAGGUGAAGAUCCUAGGGACGGACUACGAUAAUUGGGCUGCUAUAUACAUCCAAGAAGGCACUUACAGUAUAUACGCGAUUGCGUCUCGUGGUCCGAAACUCGACGCUCAACAUAGCCAGGCUGUCAAUGAGAUCAUGAAGGCCAACAAUGUGAACCCUGAUUUCCAAGAAGUCAAUGGAGCCUGUCCUGACACUAUUUAAGGCUCAUGCAACAGAACGACGCAUUAUCGCGACAGAUUUUCGCUUAUCAGACUGCCUCUCAUCGCGAGUAGGCUCCUAUUGAAGUACAAUACAUCAUC
This is a messenger RNA of Galendromus occidentalis (western predatory mite), 548 nucleotides long. RefSeq lists its product as uncharacterized. The record is from RefSeq and is a predicted model, not a curated record. Lineage: Eukaryota; Metazoa; Arthropoda; Arachnida; Mesostigmata; Phytoseiidae. Bases 1 to 450 code for a protein of 149 amino acids. The transcript is spliced from 5 exons.